Molecule: messenger RNA, 954 nt
Organism: Podospora anserina S mat+
Lineage: Eukaryota; Fungi; Ascomycota; Sordariomycetes; Sordariales; Podosporaceae
Exons: 3
Coding region: 1-954 (317 amino acids)
Molecular function (GO): protein binding
Source: RefSeq, a predicted model, not a curated record
AUGGGUUGCUGUCUUUCCCGAGAGGGCGAAUCGGGCUCGCCCUACACAACUGGCGGCGGCGCAUCUAGUUCCGCGCGAGCAAUCAAUGAACAGCCCCAAACAACCCGAGCUCACGUCCACGGUGGACAUGAUGGGCACGCCUCUGGAUCGCGCCGGCGGCAUAGACACAGUCAGCAGCCUCUCGACCAACAUAUCAACAAGCCUUUACGACUGCACGAGUGGACCAGCUACAAUCGGACGUGGACCUCCAGGGAGCUGCGACAGGAGAGGAUAGAGUUCUUCGAUACUCGGGUGACUGGGCGACAGGAAAUCUGGCAAACGCUACACGCUGUGCUGGAGGUUUUGUGGACAUCCGCAGAGGCUGUGCGCAAUGGGCAGGUUGGGAGGAGAAGUGAAGAUGAUGGGCCUAGCGAAGAGGACCCGGCGAUAGCACUGGCGACAGCCCAGAGCAUUCUCGAUGCUGCCGACAUCACACUGCCGACAGGAGACUUGUACAAUGGGGCCUACGAUGCGUUUGGAAACUACUACCAACUACCACAUCACAUCGUGACGGAUCCGACGAAUUUGGAAUGGCGGCCAGGCUGGGAACAUGAGGAUUUGGAUGACACCAAGGCAGACUUGACUGCCGGGGAGGAGACCACCGAGGAACGGGACGACAUCGAAGACGAGGCCGAGAGGAGGCGUGAGGAAAAGGGCAAGGGGGUGGUUGAUGUUAAGGAUCUCAUCGCCAUCAGAGCCAGGCUCAGUGAUGGAUCGAAAGAUGUCAACGUCUCAGUUGGCAAGGGAGACUCUGUCAGAAGUCUGGCUAGACAGAUCGCAGAGGAUGCAAAUCUACCUCCCAGCAAGAAGAUUCGCAUCGCCUACAUGGGCAGGGUUCUGAAGGAGAGUACGCCUCUGCUCGAGCAGGGCUACAAGCAGGGUCAUGUUGUCAAUGCUUUAGUGUUCAACCGGUAG